CCCAUAGGGCCGUCCCGAGGCCGAGGGGCCGUGACGGAGCAAGCCUGGACCCUGGACCCUUUAUCUCGCGAGAACACACGGGCUUGGACAACAAGUACGUGGCUUCAUAGGCUGAGGAGGACUGGGAGUGUUUUCAAGAUAAAUAUACGGGAUGUAUAUUAACCCUAUUUGAACCGAUUUGAACGGAUGCUUCAGCAGCGGUACCGGAAGCAGAAUAACGGGAGCAGCGGUAGUACCGGGGUUUGUACCGGGAGCGGUACCGGGAGCUGGACGGACUGCCGCCGGUGCAGGAGCCGCUGCUGAAGGCUUCCCUGCGGACUGCUAACGGCAGCCGGCAGCCUGUCGGUGUGAUAUGGCGGAGAGCGGCUCUCUGCCGAGCUCGACGCUUCCGCCGCCGAGGACUCGCAUCUUUAAGAUCAUCGUGAUCGGGGACUCGGGGGUCGGUAAGACCUGCCUCACCUACCGCUUCUGUGCCGGGAGGUUCCCCGAGAAGACCGAGGCCACCAUCGGGGUGGACUUCCGGGAGAGGCUGGUCGAGAUCGACUGCGAGAAAAUCAAGAUCCAGCUGUGGGACACCGCGGGUCAGGAGCGCUUCAGGAAGUCCAUGGUGCAGCACUACUACCGCAACGUGCACGCCGUCGUCUUUGUCUACGACGUGACCAACGCGUCCAGCUUCCGCAGCCUGCCGGCGUGGAUCGAGGAGUGCAAGCAGCACGCUCUGGGCACAGAGGUACCCAGGAUCCUAGUCGGAAACAAGUGCGACCUUCAAGACUCGGUCCAAGUGGGCACAGACGUGGCGCAGCAGUUCGCCGACGCCCACUCCAUGCCCCUGUUUGAGACGUCUGCCAAGAACCCAAACAGCCAGGGAGAUGGGAGCGGUGGCGGAGGAAACAGUGACCACGUUGAGGCGAUUUUUAUGACGGUGGCCCACAAGCUGAAGUCUCAGAAGCCCCUGGUGUUGAGCCAGCCGCCCGGGGGAUCGGGGGGUACCGUCCACCUGAGCAGGGGGAGGGACGACGGGGGAGACGGGGCCAGGAGCUGGGGCUGCAGCAGCUGCUGAGGCUGCACAGGACGACCCCGAGAGAAUGAAAAGGGAAGUGGAGUGGAGGAGCGGCUGAGCGGCUUCACAAUCAGCACAAACGCGCAGAUGAAUCUCGUUCCAAAGCUCGCGCUUAACUUUAUAAAUGACUUUAAAUGUUUUAAAGUGGUAUUUACAGUACAAUUGUUGUUAUGUGAAAGCCAAAAUCUGUCGUUGGUUCAUGGAAAGGAUCCUGAACAAGAGGCCAACUAUCUGAUUCUAAAUCAGUUCUCCUUCAGUCGUUAUUUAAGUCUGGAGCCUGCACCGCCGAGCUUUAAAGUCACUUUUUCUUCAUGGAGUAAAGUGGCAUUAACACAUGAUUUGCCAUAGAAAUGUCUUUGUUUCUACAACAGCUUUACUAAGAUAUGAUGGGAGAGCAGACCGUUGGGGGUGGACAUAAUAACAGAAGACAUUAUGAUACAAUCUAUUUGGUUUUGAUUCAGCCGUCUCACUAAAACACAAAGUGUAGAUGUGAAUGCAUUUCCUUCUUUUAAAAUGUAUUUGCAAAAGGCAAUAUUUCAAAUAUUUAGAAACUAUCUAUGUAUCUACCGUAUUAAACUGCUGAAUGUGUUAUCGCCACCAGCUGCGGGUCAGUCUUUACCAUACGUGUACGUUCAGUACGUUUCAGUAAAAAAGAUGUCUGCUGCCACUCGUGGUCAAAAAGCUCACAGGGCACCUUUUUUUUUUUUUUUAUAAAUCCAAGGAUCAGAAACCUUGAUUCUUUAGAAGUCAUGUCAGAUCAAUGUUGUGUUGGCAGCACAUGCUGAGCCAACUCAGUGAAAAGAGGGAUUACUGAACAACAACCUCGGUAAUCCCAUCCAGGUUUACCCAAAAUCCUAAGGGAAUACUCGACCGCUCCGUUUUUGAUACGUUUCACUGUGAGGGCAGCUGGGAGCUCGGUGUCAGCAGUCAAGGCCUGCCCACUUUGGGCUGGCAGUCAGCUGAUGAGUCAUGCAUGGUCUUAUUGGAGGCCUCCUCCCACUCUCUGCUGUAUCACAUGACCCUGUUCGUUCUCUCGCGCAGGGCUCCAGACUAACUAGUGACUCAACUUACUGAUAAAUGCUCUGGAAAUAUAUUUACAGAAAUAACAACGUGCUGUUCUGAAUGAAAAGUAGUGCUUUAAAAAUAGUCCUGAAGUAAUCUUUCACGUUGCUGUGAGUGGUCGGCACUGCGUGCCAUGAAAAAAGUAAUCCCAACGUAACAAUCAGUGAUUUGGUCAUCCUCCCAGAGGACCGGGUAACCAGCUGCCUGCAAGGCUCCGGAUCGUUAGCAUUUCAUCUUUAUUACCGCGUUACUUUAUCUACCGGUUGUCGUAAACAGCAGGACGGGACUAAAUGGUGGCAGUGUGGGGUCAGCCGGCCCGUCAGAGAGGGAAAGGGGCCGUUCUUCUGUAGCGCGCACCUCUGCAGGUGCUGUACAUCAAGGCUGCUGCCGUCAUCCCCAGCUUCUCCUGUACGGAAGCUUGUGAUUCAGUAUUCAGCAUGUCGCGGUUAGAUCCUUGAGCCGGGUGGCGUUACCAUGCACAGCUCCUCCGCUGCUCACGCUCUGCAUCACCGCUCACUGUGACGGUUUGAUGGGUUUAUGUUUGGUUGCUGCUUUCUUCAAGUGUCCUUUGUUUUUAAUACAUUUUAAACUUAUUUAAAGAUUGGAGGGACACGGACACACACACACACGGACACACACUCUAAGGCUUCCUUUGCCUCAUCUUCACUUCAGCCAUGAACACAUAACGCUCCUGUAUCUCUCAUUGCCCAGAAAGAAAAGUGCUAUCCCUUCACAGUGACUAAGAACCAAACUACUGGGAGGAUAGAACGGUUUGUAAUAAAGUACCCUGAACAUUUCAAA
This is a messenger RNA of Perca flavescens (yellow perch), 2923 nucleotides long. RefSeq names its product RAB33B, member RAS oncogene family a (gene rab33ba). The coding region runs from base 353 to 1060 and encodes 235 amino acids. Gene Ontology annotation, biological process: Rab protein signal transduction. The record is from RefSeq and is a predicted model, not a curated record. Lineage: Eukaryota; Metazoa; Chordata; Actinopteri; Perciformes; Percidae. The transcript has 2 exons. Gene Ontology annotation, molecular function: GTP binding; GTPase activity.